Molecule: messenger RNA, 2593 nt
Organism: Salvia splendens (bonfire salvia)
Lineage: Eukaryota; Viridiplantae; Streptophyta; Magnoliopsida; Lamiales; Lamiaceae
Exons: 2
Coding region: 207-1043 (278 amino acids)
Source: RefSeq, a predicted model, not a curated record
AGUAAGUGGUGUUGUUUUUUUUAAAAAAAGGUUAUCUCCGCGAGCUAAGGUCGGAGUCAGGAAAAAUCAAAUUAAGGAGUUUUAAGCUAACGAGCACAUCAGAGAAGGUGUUCUAUGGACAGAAAUCACGCCUGAAACACCUUCUGCAGAGCGACAGGAAUACAACUUUCUUCCACUCUCUAGUCAAGAGAAACAACUCGAGAAACAUGAUCACCCUCCUCUAUAGAGAAGAUGGUUCAAUGUCAAAGGACAAGGAUGAAAUCAUCGACAGUUUCGUGCAAUACUACAAGGGACUCCUGGGAACCGAAGGAGUUGUCCAGCCACUGAGGACUGAGGUUCUUGACAGAGGAUACAUACUUGAUGAUGAAGACAAUAAAGGCCUCAUCCGAGAGGUGACCACAGAGGAGAUCAAGAAAGCUCUUUUUAACAUUAGUAUCGAUAAGUCGCCGAGAUCGGACGGUUACACUUCAGCCUUCUACAGGAGGCAUUGGGAGUUCAUUGGGAGAGACUUGGUCAGUGCGGUAAAGGAGUUCUUCUCCACAGGAAAGCUUCUAAAAAGCCUCAACACGACAACCAUUUCUCUCAUCCUGAAGAGCUCCACGAACCCCAGAGUCAGCGACUACAGACCGAUUGCCUGCUGUAAUGUGGUCUACAAGGUGAUCACAAAAAUCAUUUCAAGGCGGCUUGAGCUGCUCCUUCCCAAGAUGAUUAGCCCAGCCCAGUUGGCUUUCAUCUCAGGGCGGAGCAUCAUGGCCAACAUUUACCUUGCAGAGGAGAUAAUGAGAGGCUACACAGUCAAGAGAGGGCCACCAAGGCUCAACUUCCACCCUUCUUUUAUCCACCUAAUCAUGAAGUGUGUCACGUCACCAUCAUACACGGUCAUGGUGAAUGGUAGCCACCAUGGCUACUUCAGAGGUAAAAGGGGUCUCAGGCAGGGAGACCCCAUGUCUACUUCUCUGUUUGUCUUUUGCAUGGAAUAUCUGUCUCGGUUGCUCCUUUCUCGCACUUCUAGGGAUUUCAUUUUCCAUUAUAAAUGCGGGUGAGCGGGCAUUACUCACCUUACUUUUGCAGAUGACCUACUUCUGUUCGGCAGGGGAGACUUGAUUUCUAUGCAGAUUUUGGCAGAUACCAUGGAGGAGUUUUCGGCAUGCUCACGGCUUGGGAUCGAUCAUGGCAAGUCUAACAUGUUUAUUGCAGGCACCAUCAAAGUUCCCAAGAAGAAUUUGUUGCAAGUGUUUGGCUUCCCACAAGUCACCCUACCAAUCAUGUAUUUGGCCAUUCCACUCGCAUCGAAGAGACUUGCUACAUCAGACUAUGGUCAACUGAUCGACAAGCUGGCAGACAAAAUAAAAAAAUGGCCUAGUAAGACUCUUUCUUUUCAGGAUGUUUGGAACUGUUCACGUCUGUCUUGCAGGGCGUGGAAGUAUACUGGGUCCAAGCCUUUCCGUUACCUGGCACAGUCAUUGAGAAGCUUAUUGGGAUUGCCCGUACUUUCCUUUGAGGGAAGAAGUAUGGUCAAGUUGCAUGGGAUGAUGUUUGCAAGCCGAAGAAGGAAGGAGUUCUGGGAGUCAAAAACCUCAAGGCGAUCCUCUGGAAUAUUCACUCGAAGAAGGACUCUUUCUGGAUUCGACGGAUUCAUGUAGAAUAUAUCAGGAAUGGUUCUAUCUGGGAUUGGACAACGCACAAGAAGAACAACUCCAUGCUCAUCAACAAGCUCCUAACCAUUUGGGAUUAGAUGUUGGACAGAUGCAUCCGAGACGAGAUCACGGCACUCUGGAGAACUUGGUUCGCAGGGAAAGGAGUUCACGAGGCAUAUGAGUAGUUUAGGCCGAGAGGUGAGAGAUGGGUUUUGGCUAAGUAUGUUUGGAAGGACAUUGUCCCUCCUAAGUACUCGUUCAUUAUUGGGCUCGCUCUUCGAGGAUGCUUCUCCACACAGGAUCACCUCUAUUUCUUGGAGAACUUGGACUCUACUUGUCAGAUUUGUCGCAGGGAGGAAGAAUUAGCAGACCAUCUUUUCUUUAAGUGCACGAAGACCUGGGCAGUUUGGGGGAAGAUCAUGCUCUAGCUUGGUAUUGCGUGGAGAUCGACGGCGAUUAGGAGUGUCAUCAAAUGGGCAGGACGGCAGAUACGAGGUUCACAGAUUGUACAGAUGGCGAAGAGGGUUGCUCUCAUGGCUUCUGUAGCGAUCAUUUGGAGGACUCGGAACAAGAUUAUCUUCGAUGGGAAAGCUUGGGACACAGCUAGGGUCAUCUUUGAGAUCAAAGAAGCCACCUACAACAUCUUGUACUCACACUUCCCACAUGAUUAGGAUCUUCUUCACCUACCAGACAGAUGAUGAUGGGUACACAGGGUUUGGAUGUUUUGGUGUUCGACACAUUUUGAGUCACUCUUCAGGGUACUCUUUUUGCCCUUGGGGAGUUUUAUUCCAUGGGGUUUUAUCCCCAAGGGGUUUUAACGAGGCCUGCCUACUCUAGGUUUCGAUGGGUGAUUUGAACUGUGUUCGAUCUUGUUGGGGCCCUGCCCUUUAUUUCUAGCAUCUUGGUUGUUACCAUGUUUCUUUGUACUAGUCGUCUUGUGGCUUUUCACUUGUUCU